AUGGGUUAUGGUAUAAGCGACCCCUCGACCACAUUGGCAGUCGAUGUUGCAGUACGGGAAGGUAUAUACAGACAUAAAGGCGAACAUUUACAAGCACAAGCAAAAUCACGAGCACAUUCACAAGCACAAUCACAAGAACGAUCACAGUCACAAUCACAAUUAGAGUCACAAUCAUAUUCAGGGAAGACGCGACCUGAGCACACUCCGAAUGAGAACAAGAGUAGGCAUAAGCACAACAGAAGUUUUCAAUCGUCGUCAAACUCGGAGUCAAACACUGACAGUCCCAGAUUAUCAGACGGAGAAUGCUCCUCCUCUACGCCGACUUCAAUAGAUGAAGGUGCAAUGCAGCAACAAAAGAAUUUGCUGGUCGCUAAGAACAAUGCAAGUGUUGACAUUGGUACCACCGGAGACGAUGAUAAAGUGAAUUCAGAUACCGGAGAAGAUCAAACACUGUCAGUGAGCAACAAAUUUCAAGACCUGGCGAUUUGUCCCCUGGAUGCAACAGUUACCGCAGCCGAGCAAGUUUGCACAGGAGAUGAGACACCCAAAGUAAAAGAGGAUGCACUUAAUGAAAACUAUCAGAUUGUUGCCAAGCGUAGGACUAAGGACCUCUCGAUUGGGGUUGCCAACGAAGAGGCAACGGCAGAGAAGAAGAAUAAAACUGCAAAUGAGGGUUUAUUGGAUAAUAACAGUCUUGUCCAAACGGAUUCUUACAUCCAAGACCUUAAUGAUGAUCACGUUUUGCUAAAUAAAAGGGUUUCUAGAAUAUCAACAAAAAGAACGAAAACUCAGGAAAGUAUACGGAAAAGCCUGCCAUUUCAUUCUUCCAAGCAUGCACAAAUUUUACCAAUAGAUCAAUCCGAUGAUGAUAGGCCCUCGCGCUCCAGAUCACAUACUUCAAUUGUAUCUUUGCCAGCAACUAAUACAAUUCAUGCUCAAAAAUACAAGGCGAGGAAGCAUAAGACCUCUUCCUUUUCAUCAUUACCUCCUGUGACGACACACCCUAUGACCAAAAAUUCUGAGCUAGCCACAGUGGAAAUCAAGCAGAUGAAGAAAUCUAUGCUACAUAAGAGAGACUACAGAAGAAAAAGAAAAUCGUUUCUUAUGGAUGAUGAUAGAGUUUUAAUCGGAAAUAAAGUUAGUGAGGGCCAUGUCAAUUUUAUAAUUGCUUAUAACAUGCUCACGGGUAUCCGUGUAGCUGUUUCCCGUUGUUCUGGAAUCAUGAAACCGUUAACACCAAAAGAUUUCAAGUUUACGAAGAAGCUGGCAUUCGACUAUCAUGGAAAUGAGCUUACCCCCUCAUCACAGUACGCAUUCAAAUUCAAAGAUUACAGUCCAGAAGUCUUCAGGGAAUUGCGCGCAAUGUUUGGGCUUGAUCCUGCAGAUUAUUUGGUAUCACUUACAUCAAAAUACAUCUUAAGUGAAUUGAAUUCACCAGGGAAAAGUGGAUCAUUUUUUUACUUUUCAAGAGAUUACAAAUAUAUCAUUAAAACCAUUCAUCAUUCCGAACAUUUGCAUCUAAGAAGACACCUUCUCGAGUAUUAUCAGCACAUCAAAAAGAAUCCUGAUACACUCCUUUGUCAGUUUUAUGGCUUGCAUAGGGUAAAGGUUCCAAUAUCAUUCAAAAAUAAGAUCAAGCACAGAAAAAUUUACUUUCUGGUAAUGAAUAAUCUCUUUCCACCCCAUUUGGAGAUUCAUACGUCUUUUGACUUAAAGGGGUCUACAUGGGGCCGUUUUACGAAGGUCGAUAGCUCAAAUCCGGAAGAACAGCCAGUAUUAAAAGACUUGAAUUGGCUGGACAGAGAUGAAACGAUAAAAUUUGGUCCACUAAAGAAGAAAAAAUUCUUGGAACAACUGAAGAUGGAUGUCGAAUUGUUGGCUAAAUUGAACAUUAUGGAUUACUCAUUGUUAUUAGGGAUCCAUGAUAUGAAAAAAGAUAACGCAGACGAUCUGAUAGCACUCGAUACAGAGAGCAAUCGCAAUGAUCACCCAAUUUCAGGAGACCAAAUGCUUCACGGAUCUGUCAUACCGCAUUUUUUUAAACAAUAUGAAGGUGGAAUUCGUAGCUCAGAUCCAUUUAAUAACGACACUGAAUUAAUUUACUACGUUGGUAUCAUUGAUUGCCUGACAAAUUAUUCUCUCUUAAAGAAGCUGGAAACUUUUUGGAGAGGCCUCCAUCAUGACCUCAAAGUUGUCAGUGCUAUACCACCAAAGGACUAUGGAGAUAGGUUUUAUGAGUUUAUUGCCGAUUCUGUAGAUGCAUUACCACCAGCAAGAUAUAAAGAUAAUCCCCAAAUUCAGAACUACAAAGAUUGA
Zygotorulaspora mrakii is the source of this 2316-nucleotide messenger RNA. It is a transcript of the gene MSS4, whose product is annotated as 1-phosphatidylinositol-4-phosphate 5-kinase. The record is from RefSeq and is a predicted model, not a curated record. Gene Ontology annotation, biological process: phosphatidylinositol metabolic process. The transcript has a single exon. Bases 1 to 2316 code for a protein of 771 amino acids. NCBI's taxonomy places the organism in Eukaryota, Fungi, Ascomycota, Saccharomycetes, Saccharomycetales, Saccharomycetaceae. Gene Ontology annotation, molecular function: phosphatidylinositol kinase activity.